Amorphotheca resinae ATCC 22711 is the source of this 2214-nucleotide messenger RNA. RefSeq lists its product as hypothetical. The transcript is spliced from 5 exons. Gene Ontology annotation, biological process: actin filament network formation; actin filament bundle assembly. NCBI's taxonomy places the organism in Eukaryota, Fungi, Ascomycota, Leotiomycetes, Helotiales, Amorphothecaceae. The record is from RefSeq and is a predicted model, not a curated record. Gene Ontology annotation, cellular component: actin filament; actin filament bundle; cytoplasm. The coding region runs from base 271 to 2214 and encodes 647 amino acids. Gene Ontology annotation, molecular function: actin filament binding.
UCGCAAGAAACAUACAUCUCCUCUUCCCAGAGACCAGAACGCUUCCAAGUCCUGGAAUCCCAAUCCCAAUCCCAAUUCUAUUCCCCCAAUUCCCGUCUCCUCUCCCUCUGCGCCCAUCAGAGUAUCGCCAUCUCCCUCUCCAGACAACGCGCCCCGCUCCUUCGAUCCUCUACUCCGUAUAGCAGAGUCCCCGACGACCCCACUUCGGCGCCAUCUCUUCGACUCUGACUGGACUUGGCCCAACUCGACUUCGAUCGCCCAGGUCUCAAGAUGAAUGUUAUCAAGUUGCAGAGGAAAUAUCCUCAAUUCCAGCAGGACGAAAUCUUCAGUCUCCAAGAUGCAUUCCGGAAACUUGAUGUCGAUGAUAAAGGAUAUAUUGAUGAAGCGACCGCCAUCAAAGCAACCCAAGCAAGCGAGAGGCAGCCAUACGAUGUUGUCCGACAGGCCCUGAAAGAGGUCGAGCUGGAUUCCUCAAGAAGGGUUGAGCUAGACGACUACGUCGGGCUCAUCUCAAAACUUCGAGAAUCAUCACCUGCGCAGCAGCGCAUGUCUACUGGUCCAGCAACGCCUGGCCGGGGUGCUGUAUCGCAACAAACAGGUGGCGGCCAUGCGCCAAAAGCAAGCGUCAGUGGGCGAAUUCAGGUUCAGGGAUCUUCAGCAAACGUUACCCAUACUAUCAAUGAAGAUGAAAGAACAGAAUUUACUCGUCAUAUCAACGCUGUUCUGGCCGGCGACCCGGAUAUUGGCUCCCGUCUCCCAUUCCCUACAGACACCUUCGAGAUGUUCGAUGAAUGCAAGGAUGGACUGGUGCUGGCAAAGUUAAUCAACGACAGCGUUCCCGAUACCAUCGAUGAGCGUGUACUGAACCGUCCCGGGAAGAAAAUCAAGUCUCUUAAUGCAUUCCAUAUGACCGAAAACAACAACAUCGUCAUCGAAUCCGCAAAAGGUAUCGGGUGUUCUGUGGUGAAUAUUGGAAGUGGAGAUAUCAUUGAGGUUCGAGAGCAUCUAAUCUUGGGCCUUAUAUGGCAAAUUAUCCGAAGGGGUCUCCUUGGAAAGAUCGAUAUUAAGCUCCACCCUGAGUUGUACAGGCUGCUGGAAGAAGAUGAAACCCUGGAACAAUUCUUAAGAUUACCUCCCGAGCAGAUUCUCUUGAGAUGGGUCAACUAUCACCUGAAAGCCGCCAAUUGGCCCCGCAGGGUAACAAAUUUUUCCAAUGAUGUCAAGGAUGCCGAGAACUAUACUGUUCUACUCGCUCAAAUUGCACCAGAGCACUGCGAUCGUCGUCCUCUACAGACUCAUGACCUGCUACAGAGAGCAGAGCAAGUACUACAGAAUGCUGAUGCGCUGGGCUGCCGAAAGUUCCUGACCCCAUCAUCGCUGGUUGCUGGCAACCCCAAGUUGAACCUAGCCUUUGUCGCAAAUCUCUUCAAUACAUGGCCUGCGUUAGAUCCGAUUACCGAAGAGGAUAAACUUCAAGUGGACGACUUUGAUGCAGAAGGUGAACGAGAGGCACGAGUCUUCACUCUCUGGCUCAACAGUCUCGAUGUCCAACCCGCUGUGAACUCCUUGUACGACGACCUACGGGAUGGAACAAUCCUCUUGCAAGCCUAUGAUAAGGUCGUAAAAGGAUCUGUCAACUGGCGUCACGUGAACAAGCCACCAGCUAACGGAGGGGAAAUGUCACGAUUCAAAGCUGUAGAAAACACCAACUACGCUAUCGAACUCGGCAAGCAAAAUCGUUUCUCUCUGGUCGGUGUCCAGGGUGCAGAUAUCACAGAUGGACAACGUACCUUAACGCUUGGACUCGUCUGGCAAUUGAUGCGCAAAGAUAUCUCCGAAACACUGUCCGCGCUUGCCCAACGAUUAGGCAAGCGUGAAAUCACGGAUGCCGAAAUGGUGAAAUGGGCGAACGAUAUGUCUCGGAAGGGUGGCAAGAGCUCAUCGAUUCGCUCGUUCAAGGACCCAAGUAUAGGCAGCGGAAUAUUCUUCUUGGAUGUCCUGAAUGGGAUGAAGAGCAGCUACGUGGACUACGAGCUGGUCACACCAGGCAGAACAGACGACGAUGCAUAUCUGAAUGCAAAGCUUAGUAUCAGUAUUGCUAGGAAGAUGGGGGCGACAAUUUGGCUUGUUCCGGAGGAUAUCUGUCAGGUGCGAAGCAAAUUGGUGCUUACAUUCAUUGGCUCAUUGAUGGCGACAUAUGAAAAGAUGCAGUGA